Molecule: messenger RNA, 507 nt
Organism: Aspergillus alliaceus
Lineage: Eukaryota; Fungi; Ascomycota; Eurotiomycetes; Eurotiales; Aspergillaceae
Exons: 2
Coding region: 1-507 (168 amino acids)
Biological process (GO): intracellular calcium ion homeostasis
Cellular component (GO): extracellular region
Molecular function (GO): hormone activity
Source: RefSeq, a predicted model, not a curated record
AUGUUAAUUGUGUUUCAGUUGAAUUCUGACGGGUUCCUCCACCGAUCGUUCACGUCCACCGAAUGCUCUAAUCUCCAACCCACCAACUGCAGCUUCUACUCUCUCUGCCUUGAAUCUCGUUACCACUGCGGCCCAUCAGGCUAUCCCAUCGGCUACGGCCAGAAAUACUGCUCUGAAUUCGACACGAACCGCGAAAAGCUCAGCACCGCAGGCCAAGAGUGGAUGCGAACUGUGAUGCUGUGUCUCCAGCGGAAGCUUGUUCCGUUCGUUGGCGGCUCUCAGAACACCACCUGUGAUGACUUGAGUCCAUUCGCAUUUGGGACGCAUCCCUCAUGCUACGUGGACAGUGGGUUGUGCACUCUGCCAAUUCAAGACUGGGUGGCAAUCGUUGACAUUGUGUCACUUCCGACGCUAUUUGGCAGUUUGGAUGCAUUGAAGGAGACAGUUGAGGCAGGAAAGGAUUGUGCAGAGUUCUAUUUCUGGAUGCUUGGUCAACACAUCCACUGA